AUCUGAUCACUGAUACAGACGAAAGGACGAGUCGGGAUCGAUCCCGACGCUCGACGCCACCCGUUGUUUAUGAGGCAGAUCAUCAAAGUUGCAUUGACAUCACUGAAAGUUCGACUGUACAAUAAAACAGCAAUCUGCUCAAGAAACUCUACAAACACAAUCUGUAUUCACUUUACUGUUUCAGAGUGCUUUAGAUUUCAAUAUUUUAUUAUUAGUAUUAUUCUCGCCUUCGUAAAUCCCUGACAGUUUUUUUCCCCUAUUUCCCAGGCGCCUACUAUUCUUUAUUGAUGUCCUUGCCUCGUUCGAAUCGGUGUCUUUUGUUCACGCUUGGUUAUCAUCACAAACAGGAAGCCUGUAUUCAUAAAUGUCAAAAGUCCUCGACAGUUGUCAAUGUAUUUAAAAUGCAAGAGGAGAAAAGAAACAACAGUAUUCUACGAGUGAUUUGAGUUGUUCAACGGAAAUUCUGUUAUUGUUAAAAAAAACAACACAUUUCUUUAACGCAACAUAAGGAUUUGUAAAUUGCUGUAAUGUAAAGUUUACAUCAUUCAUAGUCUUAGAAGGUAUUUUUCUACACCUGCCUCACUUAUUCUUUGUCUCCCCCUCAUUCUUCCCUCUCUCCAACUCCUCCUCCUGUUGAUCGUCUCUCUCCUCACCUCACCUCGUCGUUGAACCGCCCCGUGUGUUGCCCUGAGUGUUCUGGUCACACUGUUUCUCCAAUUUGUCCAAUGAGCUCCCUUCUUCUCCCUCCCUCUGUUCGUCCUUCUCUCUGUGUCUCUCCCGCCCCUUCAGUCUGUCACGAUGAGCUCCUGACGCCCGUCUGUUCGUCCGUCAGUAUGAGCGGUGCUGCGCUGGCCGUCGUGGUCGUGGUCGUCUUCUUCUUGGCCCUCUACCUCCUCCAGCACUAUGGAGAUUUGCGGAAGCAGCAGCAGAUGGUUCUGUUCGGGACGCUGCUCUCCUGGUACCUCUGCUUCCUCAUCGUCUUCAUCCUGCCACUCGAUGUCAGCACGACCAUCUACAGGCAGUGUGUUCUCGACAAUGUGAAUCCCCCGACUCCUGUAAGUCAAGCGAGACGCACCAAUUGGACUGAAGGAAGCUCGUCUCUUCAUCCACCUGUAAGUCAUAGUGCAACAGAGGUGUGCGAGGAGCCUUGGAGUUAUAUCCCAGAUGGCGUCCUACCAGUGUUAUGGAGAGUUGUAUACUGGACUUCCCAGUUUCUUACUUGGCUGCUGUUGCCCUUCAUGCAGUCUUACGCUCGGUCUGGAGCUUUCUCCAUGGUUGGAAAGAUUAAAACGGCUCUUAUUGAAAAUGCUGUGUAUUAUGGCACCUACCUCCUUAUCUUCAUCUCUCUGCUCAUCUACGUGGCUGCUCACCCACAGUGGAAACUCACAUGGGCGGACCUCCAGACCAUCGGUAUUACAGCUGCCAACACCUGGGGCCUUUUCCUCCUGGUGCUGUUGUUAGGCUAUGGUCUGGUGGAGAUCCCACGUUCUUAUUGGCUUUCAUCUUCCCAUGGUUACCUGCUGGCCAAGACCUAUUUCAAGACAGCAAAAAUGGCUACUGAGAAGGCAGCAGCUGAGGAGAACCUAGCAGAUGUUAUGGAGGAGGUGGCAGCUGUCCAUGAGUCUGUCAAGCACAACCACUCUCUCAGGAAGUGUGUGGACACCAUUUUGACUAAGUGUCCUCCUGAGUACCAAGAAGAGAUGGGAAGAAACGUGGAAAGCUCUUCUGUCCUUCCUACCAAAAGUGGACUAGUUGGGCUUCACAAAAAAGUGAUCUCUGCAGUGCAGAGACAUGGUCAGACUCGGGUUCAGUGGUCUGUCUUGUUAGACCAGGCUUUUCAUCUGGAGGAUGCAGCUAAGAGCCAGAGCAGCCCGGUCCGACACUUUGUCCACAGCUUUCCCUCAGCACACAGCCACAGCUGGAUCCGUAGGUUCAUCUACACUCCUACUCUGGAGUGGUACUGGGAGUGUGUUUUGCGGCAGGGUUUCUACAGGCUGCUGGCAGUGCUCCUGUGUCUCCUCUCUGCAGCAGUAGUCUGGUCCGAGUGCACCUUCUUCAGCACACACCCUGUCCUUUCUCUCUUUGCUGUCUUUAUUCAGCUGGCUGAAAAACAAUACAACUACAUUUGUAUUGAGAUGGCGUGCUUCAUUAGUAUCUUCUUCCUGUGUGUGUGCGUCUACUCCACCGUGUUCAGGAUACGAGUUUUCAACUACUUCUACCUGGUGCCACAUCACCAGACUGAUGCCUACAGCCUGCAGUGCAGCGGCAUGUUGUUUUGUCGCCUGACUCCUCCUUUGUGCCUCAACUUUCUGGGCCUGAUUCACAUGGAUUCUGCCAUCUCGCACCAGGACAGAAUACAGACAUCCUACACUUCUAUCAUGGGCUCUAUGCGGGUGCUAUCUUUCAUAUCUGAUGGAUUCUACAUCUAUUAUCCCAUGCUGGUUUUGCUGCUGUGCCUUGCCACUUUUUACAACUUUGGCUCUCGCUGUUUGAACCUCCUGGGCUUCCAUCAGUACAUUACUGAUGAUGACUUGACCUCUGACCUGGUGGAUGAAGGCAGGGAACUCAUCAGAAGAGAGAGAAGGAAAAGACAGAAAGAUGUAGAUGGGGGAAAUCGAAGAUUGGCCUGGAGGGAGCAAUAUAGAGUACAUGAGACCACUGGGCGGAGCAGAGCCGGCUACACAGAUUUAGGGGAUAACCAGAACAGCCCUGUGGCUGGGAUCAAGAAAAGUGCUAUCACAUUCACCAGAAGAGAUGGAGAGACAGACGAGCAACUGACAAGCUUGCUGCAUGACAACUCCAGUGAUGAAGAUUCACCAAACAGAAGUAGAUCAACCAGAGGACAUUACCAGUCUCUGUCACCUUCUGGGACGGGCAUCUUUUACGAUGUUUGACGAUGUAGACGGAGGACGUGGAGUACCUAGUACCUGGUGGAAAUUACAUACAUGACUGGACAUUUAUAUUUAUUGAGUCUAAAUGCAAAGGAUAAUAUCUCAGGACAAAGGGAGGAAAAGAAUGUAUUUGAGAUGUGUUCAUAUUAGUAGGGAACAGAACAAAGUAAAAACUCUGAUGAAUGAUUUUAUACCGGUUCUCUCUUUGUGUCUGUCAUUCUCUCUUUUUUUUUUUUUUUUUUUUACAGCUAAACAUUUUUGUUACUAUCUGUCGAGGAUUGUGUUUCAUGAGACUGGUGGAUGAAAGAGAUGAGUGGCACAAUGAAUGUGCAGCAUACAUCCAUCUACUGUCUAUAUCGUUAAUCCUUUGAGGGUCACCGGAGGACAGCCGCCAAUCCUAGCUGACUGAUCGAGAGGCGGGUACACACUGUACAGGUAGCUAGUGUAUCACAGGACUGACAUUUACAGACAAAUUGACAAUUUCCACUCACAUUCACACUUAAAGGCAAUUUAGUCACAAUCUCAUUAUCUCUCUGGACAGUGGUAGGAAGCCAGAGUACCUGGAGUUAUCCACACUGGCUCAGGGAGAAAAUGCAAACUCCACACUGAGAGGCCCAGGCAAAUAUGAACCCAGAACCCUAAAGCAGCACGACUUGUAUGUGAUGCAGUCUAUGACGAGCUAUUUUCCGUGGGAGUGUACAAUUUUAUUGACUAUGAAUGACUUAACGUGUUCAUGUACAGUAGUUGUCUGGAAAUUAAGACAAAUGGCAAAGAGUUUAUACUGUAAAAGUACAAAUGCACUGAAACAUGCAUGUGAAAAUUUUUAAAACAAAGAUUAUGACAAUG
Molecule: messenger RNA, 3737 nt
Organism: Scophthalmus maximus (turbot)
Lineage: Eukaryota; Metazoa; Chordata; Actinopteri; Pleuronectiformes; Scophthalmidae
Gene: lmbrd2a
Product: LMBR1 domain containing 2a
Exons: 17
Coding region: 726-2894 (722 amino acids)
Biological process (GO): adrenergic receptor signaling pathway
Cellular component (GO): membrane
Source: RefSeq, a predicted model, not a curated record